AUGACGGAGGAAAUAACCGGCGAUUGGAGCUACUACGUGUAUAUAUCGCUGACGUUGGUUCCAGUCUAUUUGGCAUUUCGGCUCAUUAAGUCGCUGGGCUGGCAGCUCUUCGUCAACAACUGAGCAAACAUCUGGACCCGAAACUGUAGCUCAAGCUGAAGCUGAAGCUGAAGCAACACAUAUCUGUGGCACAAGCUGAAACUGAAGUUGCAGCCGUCAUCAGGGGAAUCCGUCGUCGCGGAAAAAAGGAAAAGACGAGCGGCCAAAGUCGUUGAGGUGCGUAGUCACUUGAGGUUGCCAGUCAGAAGCGGUCGAGUGCCGAAAGUCGAGUGUCGAUAGUCGAGUGCCAAACAUUCGAAGUUGCACGGUGCCAGCGAAAAAGAAGCGUGUUAUCAAUGUAUAUAUACAUUUUGUAAGAAUGCAAUAAAUGGAAAGCCAGGACUAGAAGAGUGAUAAACGGGGGAGCCUGCAGCAGCUGCUAGGAUUGCCAGGACAGUCGGGACACUGCCAGGAUUGCCAGGAUCGUGUUCUGUUGUGUUGUGCUGCGUUGUUGGCCAAGCCGAGUUGUUGUUGCUGCUUCUGGCUGGCCAAAAAG
Molecule: messenger RNA, 595 nt
Organism: Drosophila simulans
Lineage: Eukaryota; Metazoa; Arthropoda; Insecta; Diptera; Drosophilidae
Exons: 2
Coding region: 1-123 (40 amino acids)
Source: RefSeq, a predicted model, not a curated record